Molecule: messenger RNA, 1944 nt
Organism: Symbiodinium sp. CCMP2456
Lineage: Eukaryota; Dinophyceae; Suessiales; Symbiodiniaceae
Source: the annotation of a GenBank genome assembly
AUGUCGAGCGCGAUGAAGGCAUCGAAGGCUUCCAAGACGUCCCAUGGUGGCAGCCCGGGCAACGCGUCGCCGACCAAUGGGUCCCAGAAGGUGGUCGGGCCGAACAUCAAAGGAAACCGGGAGGAGUACCAGCUGGUGAUGCACCUUCAGUCCGCCCUCUUCGGCGGAGUCUACGAGGCCAAGGGGCGCUCCAGUGGCAAGGACUAUGCGAUCAAGGUGCUGCACAAGAGCGAGCUCCAGAAGGUGGAGGAGAACGACUCCAUCGAGUUCUGUGAAGUUCCACUAAGCGAACUCAAGUUUGCCGAUGUCAUGAAAGGGCACGAGCACGUCAUGGAAGUCGAAGAGCAUUUCGAAGACCAGUAUUGCCAUUACUGCGUAUUCGAGCUGUGUCGAGGUGGGGAUCUGCUAGAAGCGUUGAAGCAGAAGCCAAUGGGCUUCGACGAGCGGCAGGCGCAGUUCCUGAUCCGACAGGCAGUGCUGGGCCUCGCCCACUUGCACGAUCGAGGAGUGGCGAUGCAGGAUGUUUCCCUGGAGAAUAUGCUGCUAAACAUCAACCCAAGCUCGGGCCACUGGCAGGUGAAGAUCUGCGAUCCUGGUCAGGCUGUGCGGUUCCAGACAGACUCCAACGGCCAGGAAAAGCCCGUAGGCUUUCAUGGACUUGUGGGCAAGUCCUUCCGCCCGCCGGAGCUGCACGACCACAAGCCCUACCUUGCAACGAAGGUGGACUCAUGGUGCUUGGGCUGGAGCACCUUUUACCUGCUUACGGCGCAGCCGCUUUUCAUGAGCGCCGAUCCUGCGCUCAAGGACACCGACUGGCAGCUCUUUAAGAGCGGCAAGUUUGACGAGCUUUUCAAAACAAAGUCACCGAACUUCUCGCCAACUGGAAUUGACUUCAUCUUCAAACUACUGCAGUUUGAGCCUUCCAAGCGAAUGUCAAUUGCAGAUGCCUGCAGCUUGGCUUGGUUGAAUGAUGCCAGCGUUCAACCAGUUCCGGCACCCAAGGAGCUGCUUCCUGACUCUCUGAUCCGAACCAACGAGGUCCAGGUGCCGGCGCCGGUGCCCUCAAAACCCGCUCCGCCCAUUGCGGAGCGUCCAGACUUUAUGGGAGGCUCGCUCUCUGCUAGCAUUCCCUCCAUGACGGCUUCCUUGGGAGCUCCUACCAUUGGGUCACCGAUGAGGCCGAUGACGCACACUCUACCGACCUGGUCCGCUGCGCCAAUACAAGGUGUGGUGUCCACGACCACCAAGAUGGUGGCCCCCCGCACGCCACUUAUGAGAGUUCGAAGUCCAUCGAGCCGAUCCCCACGCCAAAGCUUCGCAGCGGAGGUUCAGCUGGUGCCGAGCGCCGAUCGUCGGAGUCGCGCCUUUCAGCCUCAGCGGAGGUCCCAGAGGCGACACCGGAUCCUGCUUCUUACUUCUCGCACGGGGAGAAUUCCCCAGAGGCUUUGCCUUGGUUCUCCGGAGAAAAAGCCAAAGUCCUGGCCACCGGCUUACGGGGCCUGGGGAUUGCCUUACGUUUUACAGGGUAUGUGGUGGUGGCCACGGCCCAUUCACCAGCUCCCAUGGCACUGCGUGGCACAUCCGGGCGGGCUCUGCCGCACGCCGAUUGCAAACGCUCGAAGCAGAUUGUCAAACUCCAGACCGCGGCCCUCAGCGACAUUGGCUCCAUCGCCGCUGCCGCUGGCAGAAGCCUCGAGCGAACAGCGCGGGAGGCCGCUUUGGGCCUUCGGAGGGCCAACCAAGGAGGGUGCACCGCCGAGAAUGGGCAGCGGCACUUCGGACUUCCAGGGCCCUGCCCGGGCGGCCUCGCCUGUGCCUGUGGCAUCCAUGGCUAUGCCACGGGUUGCCUCGCCGGGGCCCCCUGGCGGCAUCUCCUUUGUGGCCGCGGAUGGAAGAAGGGCUUUGAGCCCCGCGCGCCACGUCGCUCUGCCGGAGAAGCUAUAA